Messenger RNA from Fomitiporia mediterranea MF3/22, 1611 nucleotides. RefSeq lists its product as uncharacterized. NCBI's taxonomy places the organism in Eukaryota, Fungi, Basidiomycota, Agaricomycetes, Hymenochaetales, Hymenochaetaceae. The coding region runs from base 1 to 1611 and encodes 536 amino acids. The transcript has 2 exons. The record is from RefSeq and is a predicted model, not a curated record.
AUGGCGGAGCCAAUGAAAAGAAAUCUCUCAACCCAAACAGAUGUCUCAACAACUUCCCUUGAUUCACGUACGAGUCAUGGGUGGAUGGAUCCAAAGGCGUAUUCAACGCCAUUUGACCAAAUCGCAGUGGGAGACAUAAUAAUAUCAAAGACACGUGGCUUGGUAGAACAUAAUAAGAGAAUUAAUUUCAAAGUCACUUAUACAGGCGGAAAUGCUGACGAAAUCGAACAUAAGCAUGUUGUAGUAGAAAAGGACGAAGGAAGACAGACCCUCAAGACGGUCAUGCUGACCAGCUUUGCUUGCUGUCAACGCCAUGAUGACGUGAGGAACAGACCUGCUUUGAAAAACUUACCCACAGAAGAAGUAAUUAGGCGUCUUGACCCAUUUCGUCCCCUGAUUGAAGAGCAUCACAAAGACAAAGGAGGCCCGACUUUUCACAACUAUGAUCUGAAGUUGGAAUACGAGGAUGGCUCUAAGACGUUGGAAUACGCGCAUUGGGCCAAUAUCACAAUACUGUUUGUAAUCCAACCGUACAACGGACCUGUGAACGCUCGCUACAAAAUUUUUCCUGGUGAGUUUGCGCGUGUAAGCGAUGUUAGGAUCAAAUCAACAAAACGGCUCAAGGCAUUUGUAAAAGAAAAGAUGAAGGAAUACCGAGAAUCCGAGCUGAGCGGCAUCACUCCAGGUGCCAUUACCGAAGAGAAAUACCCGAGUCUUAAGCCUAGUGAGAGCCAGACCCCAGCUUCAGGGAUAGUCACACCUGCACCCCAGUCUACGACCCCACGGACCUGGUCGGUCGUUGCUAGCAAGGGUCCUGAUUCUACUUUAACUGAAGCUGAUCAACUUUCACAGCGCAUUAGCAAGUUGAUGGAUGCGAGCGGUGAUGUCCUGGGAACUGAGGACCCUAGCCGUGUAGCGAAUCAGAGGAAACAGCGCUAUGCAAAGACAUCUGCUCAAGGUAGAAGUAGUCCCCAUAAGCGAGAAUCCACAGAUCCUCGAACGUCUUCUGGUCCUGGACACAGGGAAAGUGUAAGUUCAGGCAUUCCAGGUGGAAAUUCUUGGGCGAAAAUUGCCAGCUUCGACGAUAGCAAAAAGAGGAAUACAGUCAUUAGUGGCAGUAUUUUAGAAGAUCCGAAAGGCAUGACCAAAGAACCCGAAACUAUCCCUGGAGACACCUCAGCACCUUCUCCUAGAGGAACCUUCCCUCGAGGACAUGGCCGCGCCAGUUAUGCUAGUAUGGCUAACAGGGGACGUGACGGACGUCACAGUAGUACUAGCUCUAUGAAAGAAAGUAGUGCCUCUAUUGGAGAAGGUGCUGGUAACCAAGGAGAUCGUGGUCAUGCGUCGAGAAGCGAUACUCAGGACGAGGUAAAGAAAGAAGAAGACGAAUGGCAUACCGUUUCCCGCAAAAAUUCUAAUACUAGCAGUGGUCGCGCAAGAGGUCAAGAAGGUCGCCAAAGAAGGGGCACCAAACAUGGAGGAAGGGCUGGUGGAGGUGGCGAAGGUAAGAGAGGCAAUAGAGGCGGUCGUGGUAGUGACGGAAGAGGUACGGGCAGAGGAAAGGCUGGUCGAGGUUCAAGAAACUCAAGAGGAUCAUCCAGUCAAUAUUGA